Molecule: messenger RNA, 528 nt
Organism: Colletotrichum graminicola M1.001
Lineage: Eukaryota; Fungi; Ascomycota; Sordariomycetes; Glomerellales; Glomerellaceae
Exons: 1
Coding region: 1-528 (175 amino acids)
Source: RefSeq, a predicted model, not a curated record
AUGCACGCCGCUCGCUUCCUUGCCAUCAUCUCCGCCGUUGUCUGUUGUACCUCGGCCGCUGCCGUUAACAUCCGGUGGGGCGCAACUAGGAAUGCCGCCGUCGUCGAACGUCGCCAAGCCAACGUUACAUGGACUGCAGAGAACUACAUUUGGGGCUGCUCACCCGGCGGGUGCAGCGCUCGUUUCAAUAUCAGCGCUCCAGAAGGCUACACCUCUGGCGCUCCCGGAUUCAAUGUCGUCUGCAGCCCCAUUUACAUCCAGCAGGGUUGGGUGCCCUGCCGCAACCCCGACAACAGCCCUAUUUCCGAGGACUCCCAGGUCUUCUCUAUAUGGACUGCAGGCGCGGAUCGUGAUCGCCAGUAUCUCGGUGUUUCACAUAUUUAUAAGAAUCUUGACGACUCCCUGACCUGGAACGCUACCGCCGGUACCGACUUUCUUCCUGUUACAAACAUGAGCAUCAUAUUCCCAGUCAACACCAUCACCGCUGUCGGAACCAAGAAGAACGCAAGCUGUGCGGCAGACGAAUAG